This is a messenger RNA of Mercenaria mercenaria, 1739 nucleotides long. RefSeq names its product vacuolar protein sorting-associated protein 29. NCBI's taxonomy places the organism in Eukaryota, Metazoa, Mollusca, Bivalvia, Venerida, Veneridae. The coding region runs from base 138 to 686 and encodes 182 amino acids. The record is from RefSeq and is a predicted model, not a curated record. Gene Ontology annotation, cellular component: retromer complex; endosome. Gene Ontology annotation, biological process: retrograde transport, endosome to Golgi; intracellular protein transport. The transcript is spliced from 4 exons.
GCAUCAUCAACAUUAGAUUAUGAUACAACAAAUACGAUUGGUGAUAUUUUUUCUAAAUAACCAAUGAAACAAGAUUUAACAAAAAAGGUUUUAGUAAAACCGGAAGCGGAAGAACAUAAUACACAAAUCUUGAUACAAUGCUGGUUUUAGUGCUUGGAGAUCUUCACAUUCCACAAAGAUGCUGUGGGGUACCAGCAAAGUUCCGAAAAUUGUUGGUUCCUGGCAAGAUACAGCACAUCCUGUGUACUGGAAACUUGUGCACGAAGGAAUCAUUUGACUAUCUCAAAACCCUUGCUAGUGAUGUGCAUGUUGUAAGAGGUGACUUUGAGGAGAACCUGAAUUAUCCGGAACAAAAAGUUGUGACCGUAGGUCAGUUCAGGAUUGGUAUGUGCCAUGGACAUCAGGUGGUACCAUGGGGUGGCAUGGAGAGUCUCGCUAUGGUUCAACGACAACUUGACGUAGAUAUACUCAUCUCUGGUCACACUCACAGAUUUGAAGCAUUUGAGCAUGAAAACAAAUUUUACAUAAAUCCUGGAUCAGCCACUGGAGCUUACAGUGCUUUAGACAGUGAUAUAGUCCCAUCAUUUGUGAUCUUAGAUAUACAGCAGUCCACAGUUGUGGCUUAUGUUUAUAAACUGAUAAAUGAUGACGUCAAAGUGGAAAGAAUAGAGUACAAGAAAAACUGAAGCAUCAAAAUCACUGUAAUAGACAUGAUAUUGAAGAAUUGUCCAUAGUGGUAUAUAAGUGGAAGUGAAGGUUUAAAGGGAUCAAUUUUAAAAAAAAACUUUUCUAGCUGAGAUUUUCCUGAAGAAUAGUCUUAAGUCAAAAGUGUGUAACAUAGAGGUUGUUGUUGACAAUAGGACUAAUCCCUUUCUUAAACUCUUUGAAAUACUGAUGUAGCAAGAAGUUUUUAAAAGAUUUCUUUUUUUUUUGAGAAAUAGUUCUGAUGUUUUGCCUUUGAAUGAAAGUUAAAUGAUUAUUUCAGGUAAACAUGAAAUCUUUAAAAUACUUUAAAAGGUACUGGGUAUGUCACCUUCUUAACUUGAAAAUACUGGAAUGUAACAUUUGAGGAGUUUGAAAGUUUUCCCAUUUCUUCAUAGGAUCCAAGGAUUGAAGACUUAAUGUGCAAUAGUUUACUUGUGUAAAAUAUCAGUGAAAUAACUGUUGUUUGAUCAAUUUGUUAGGAGGUAUCUUUUUAUGUAUCCCUUAUUUUAAUUCAGUUAAAGUUUAUAUAUCUGAAAUGUUUCCUAGUUUUUAAAAUACUUUACAAAUGUAUGACCAGUGGGUGAUUUCAACUGUCUUCAUUAACCCAUGAAAUGAAUCAGUUAUGUCUUAUUUCAGGAACAUUUUGAGCUUUGAGGUACCAAUUUGCCAAUUACAUGCAAUAUUUUGGUACCCGUCAGUUGAAAGUACUGGUAACAAUGAUUUCCAGAGGUUCUGGAAGCUCAACCCAUUGCUACCCAAGAAUUCAUUUGAGCCAUGCUUAAUAGUAAUAUGCAAACAAUACUUCUAUGGUCAAGGCAUUACUUUUUGUAGAAAUAAUGCGUACUUGAAAAAAAAUGUUCACAAAUCUACUGUUACAUUAUUCCAAGUUUUCAAAAUAAGCAUUCUUUGUGUACUUUAAUUGUAUCAAGUACUGGUAAUGCACAAACUUUUUUAUUUCAUAUUUGUGAUAUUUGUAGCGUGUAUUUUGUUUUGUUGAGAGUACACUGUGAAUAAAUAAAUAUAGUUAAAUUAAA